GCGCCCGUGCCGGCGCGGGAAAGCCCGACCCCGCCCCACGAAGAAAUGCACCACGACCGGGCUUGUUGCCUAUGCUGUUGCUCCACUAUUCCUUGCACCGUCGGAGGCCGAUGGGGGCCUUCCCUGCUGCACCUUCGCUUUCGCCCUCGUCCAGCUUUGGGCCUCCGCGCAGCUGUUCUCGUAGUAAUCGAACCUUGGGCCGGUGCUGUUCUAAAAAACCGCGCGGGCUCGAAGACAAGGGUCGACUUCGGGGCCUGUGUCCUGCCACGCUUAAAUGAGCCAGCCCGAACAAGGCAGGAACGGCAGCGCGGAGCUCUUAGCGAACACAAAGAAGAAAAGCACCCGCGCACCAAGUACGCUAUGCGCAAAUUGGACAUCGGAGUGAGGAGUUCCCCUCAACAUGCUGCAGAAGGCCUCCCGCGUUGGGUCGCACCCGACCGAUUCUGCUAUUUCCCGCUUUGCGGGGCAACCGCUUGCUUCAUGCAACAAUUGCUCCAGUGCCCGCUCCCUGAAGGCCCGCAGCUGUCGGUCUCGUUGCUCGAUCCUUAUCCAUCGCGGCACAGCGGCGGCAAUAUGCUAGCUCCGCAAGCUUGCCUUCUUGACGCUGUUGCAAAUGGGAGCUUGUUUGUUCUAGCCGUGCCGACGGGUAUCGAUGUGCCCAAUUAUCGCGGUGUGGGAAGUGUGCCCACUAUACUAUCGUCGCUCGGUUGCGAUAGUCGCAAUACCCAGGCGAAGCUAGGGUGAAAAGGGCGGCCUUCGUUUGCCGAGUCCGGUUCAUGAGGGCGUUUUCAUGGGGCGUACUUUUCUCCUUGAUAACGGGCAGUCCAACCGCUUGGUGACCCGGCUGUCCUCCACUUCCCCGGAUAUUGCACAGGAAGUCGCGAUCAAAAACCUGGACUUUUAUCGUGUGCAAAGACGUCCCCACCCUGUAUUUGUCCCCCCGAUUUGCAUCUGCAAAAAUCUGUGGUCAUGCACAUCCCAAAUGAGGCACUAGCUACUUCUAGUCCUCAAAGAAGAAAUUUUUGAAUUGCUUGAUAAUUUUGAAUCGCUCAGACGCUCUCGUACUUUUUUCCAUUCGUCAUGCUGCAACGCAGGAUACUAGGCGGCCCACCCGACAACUUUGUGAUGCGGCUAUGUUUGCUAAGCAGCACUACGCUACAAAUACAAACUUGUCAUCCGCAGCUGUCAAAACUGCUUCGCUUGUGUAGCAAAGUACUCAUUUUGACAUAGGUGUCCCUCUUGGAAAUGUGCUUUCCGCACGGUGUACGGUGCCGGUCCUUUCGCGGCGGGGACGUUUUUGCACAGGAUAGCCCCUUCGGGUGCAAGAAAGGAAACAAGGACCAAAAACACACCAUUCGCAAGGUGUUUUUCCGCGAGGUGCAUUCCCACGCCGUGCUGUCGCAGUUACUGCACACUGAUGCCCCGGUACUGAUUAUACUUAGUUGAGUCUUUGUUUUUCUCUGUUAGUACAUGAUAUAGUUCUUCGUCUUGCAGCACGUCGCCCGACUUACACAAACAAACAAAAUUAUUUUUCGCAGCUCCUGUUCUGCAUCGCGCAGCUGAUUAUCCAUUGGAAAUAUGUUUGGUUCUGGCUGGGUGGCGAGAUUUAUUAUGCACAUUGUCCAGCAUGCCUCUAUUUCAUGCGGUUUUCCGUUGGAAGCUAGUAUUCACGGGUUCUGCAACAAGGUCUUCGCAAGGCCUGAGAAGCUUCCUCUUAUCUCAACCAAAAGUGGAGAGCUUUUGCUACUCAUGCAAGCCGUAUGCUUUUGUGACCCACAGGAGCGAGGACGCUGCGUCACUAGUUGCAAUAUUUCCGACCCAGACAUAUUUUCAGUGCAUACUCAUCUACUCGAGCGGAUCGGUAGACGAGAAGGGCAAGAUCAACAACCUGAAGAUUCACAUCUUGACGGAGUCCGGCGACAGCUGCAUCGGAACGGGAGAUGAAGAGCAGCACCAACAUACCGCCUACGGCUUGCAAAAGUUGUGCAGCAAGCUUGCAUAUUGCAGAACGUGCUCCGCAGGUGGAGUGUUGUAUUUUAGUUUAAUUCGCACGCAGGGUUUAAUUUUGCAAUAUCAGAACCAGACAUCUAUACUCUUAGUAGAUAAGUACUUUUUUUUUGUUCUGCAGCUCAUCUCUUUGGGCCGCCACAACUUUUGCGUUUCAUACUGUCGGGACCUUGGCCAAAUACAAGAACAUUUCCACGAACAACGUGAUCAUCCAGUGCACGCAGAUGAUCUUUGUCCUGGACAAGCUUGGGAUAGCCUCCCGCGACAUAAAACCCCAGAACAUUCUGGUCAUUGUAUCCUGAGUAAAAGAGGCUUCCCCACCCAAGAGUUGUAAUGCAAAUCUGGAUGCUUUUCGAAAUGAAUUAACAAGUUUCUCAUGCGGAGACCUAUGAGAAAAUUUUAUUUUUAGUGGUGUUUUGAGAUUUGUGAUGCUCCGAUCAGCAUCAUAUGCUAGGUCUGUGAUGCCGCUACACAAGCUAAACACGACUACUUACAAUGCGCGCAACAACCAACAUUUUGGCGAAAUUGUCUAGCAGAGUUCCAAUCUUGAGCCUGGGGUGGGGACGUCUUUGCUCACAAUACAUCAAGGGCCUCAAGGAAAUGGCCGUAGAGUUCGACACCCCGCUUUCCUUCAUGGACAUGAUCAACCAGGGCUGGUUCGCGCCGUAUUACAGCCUGAAAACCACCGCCGAGGACGGCUUCAAGAACGAAGCGCUGUUCCGAGUCACGGCCAAGGGGGCGCGGGUGUUCAAUCAAAUUCUGUUCGAGAAAAGCGGGUCUGGAAAGUUGGAAGCUGCAUCUGCAACAACGUAUCAAUUGCAAAUCAAUAUGUCUGGGUCUGGAAACUUGCAACUUGUAACGCUUGCUUUGCCUUCCUUGGAAAUGUGUUUUGCAUAACAAACAAAAGUCACAGCCAUUCUUGUCAUGCAAAAACGCAGCUUCUGAUGCGGACUGCCUAGGUUGAGAAAGCGGUCUGGAAAGUUAUCACGCUGGGCUGCAUUUGCAAGUGUCUGCAUCAUCCACAUUUUUGCAUCAAAAGUUUCCAGACACAGACAGAUUUGCAUUUGAUAACGGCGCCGCGGUGCCGGGGCCGGUCUCUCCGGGCAUGACGCUGGACUACAUGCAUUUGCACCUCCCGCCCCAGGUAUGCAUUGCGAAUAUGUCCGGUUGUUCUGGAAAGUUGGAACUUGUGAAGCUUGAUGUCGUGCAUUUUUGCAAAAUCUGUGUUGCGUGACCGAUAAGAGCGAAGCUUCUUGUCUCAUGUAUCAGUAACGCAGUUUGUCAUCAUGCGCAUUAGGGAUGAGAUUCAGAAACUUGUCAUGCUGGGCAACACCAAGAAAAAGAACUGCAGCUGCACUGCUGCAAUCAUCCAUAACCCAGCAUCGCAAGUUUCCUGACCUCGGCAGAGCCUGCCCGACUCCAGAGGGAGUAGUUCAAUGCACCCAAUUUGUAUCUUGCGCAAUAUUAGCAUAGUAUGGUAGUCUAGUGGACGAAAUAGCAAGUAAUUAUUUUAGUUCUCUCUCUACUUAAAUCCUUACGUAGUUCUCAUAUUUUACUUUUGAAAAUUCAAGUCGUUCUCUUCCCCGUGCUGUGCCACGGUUUUGUUUCCUGACAAAACGCCAGACAUAUUUGCAAUGCAUACCAGGAAGCGGGAGGCGAUAAAGCCUCUCCCAACAAGCGCGGAGGUACGGGUCACGGAAAAACGCCGGAGGACGGGGCGGAAACUUCCGGCGGCUCUUCCAUCGAAGUCUGCGCCCAUCGCGUCAAACAGGAAAAACCCGGCCGCUACGUGGCGUUCAGCAACGACGACAAAGACCGCACGCCCGAAGCGGAGGAGAAAGGGACCAGAUUCACAGUGAAGCUGGGUACAGUCUUUGAGGUGGCGCGCUUGUGUGUGUUUAUUUUUUGAGGUGGUCGACUUUAAGCUUAAAGCCAAACCGAAAAGCAAAGGGUGGUCCUGGGCCUCAGUAUAUGUGAUAUACUUGAGCUUCUAUUUUGAAUUUGCAUAAUUUGCAAUAUUUACAAAAUCUAAAACAGGUACUUGCCUGAAACUGAUCGACAUCGCGUGUCGCCUAUCAGCUGCAAAUGACUCUCGAUCAGGAGAAGUGCAGGUGUUGCCCGGUCUUCUGUGUGCCAGACCAGAACUAGCGCGAAGUUGUGAUGCAGCUCGCCUCGUCUACUUCUGGCAGAGCCACAGUUAUGAUGUCAUGCGCGUACGAAGUAGAAGAGCUUGCAUCUGGUUGUAUCUGUGACACCAGUCGAGAAACCUUUUUCUUGAGAGUGAUUCACAUUCACCCCAGGCUUCCGUAAAGUGAAAUUAAUAAAUCAGCGAACCAUAUUAACCAUGCAAGAGUGUUCCUGAUUCCGAUGUUUUAUUUGCAGUGCAUAUUGAUCGGAACCCGAGGAAAGCGCGAGUGGCCACAUCACCCAGAUCGCGGGAGCCACACCGGCGUGGCGGGUCGAGCGCCCCCUCCCGACUUCGGACACGAACAAGGCGGGGGAACCCCACGAAAACUGGUCGAUCGCGCACCAAGACAAGCAGCAGAUGGGUUUGGUCCUUUUUAACAUGAUACGCAUGGCAAAGUUAUCGCGGUCUGUAAGGGUGUCAUGCUGAUCCAACUCGGGGGUGGAUGCUUACACAUAUGCAAGUAUAGUCGCUUCAUGCAUUUUUAUUUUAGUCGAACUUUUCGUCGCGACCAGUUAAACUUUUGCGAAUCCGAACAGGCAACGCUCCUGCACACAACACGCCAGGCAGCCAUCAAAGUUUACAGUACUCUAGACCCGGACAUAAUUUUUGCACAGCAUACACGAUGAAACACAAAUCGAAAAAGGCGGCGACUCCUUCGCAGAUCGACCUGUGCGAAAAAUUGGAUCUGGAUUUGGACAUCGAGGAGCACAUUGAGCUGUUCUGGACCUUUUACUGUGACCUGUACCACUUCCACACGAAAAAGUAUCGAUUGCAAAUGCAACCGGGCUGGAAAACGCCGAUUUAUACCUGAAAGGAAUCAUCAUGCCUCGUCCAAAGAGUUCCUGUUGUGAGCUGUGCAAAUUAAUAUGCCGCACCGAAAAGUAACGGCCUGGCAUAGUGAGGUGCCAUGCAGAAUAACUAUGCUGGUGUUCAUGCGUGAAGACAGAAACGGUAAAGCUUAGCAAGGAAGCUUUGGCAAAAAUCACUUAGACCAAGCUACUUGCAUUUCUCUUGACCCGGUCGCAUUUACAUUGCAUAGCUUCCACGACACGGGGAAGUCCAAUAACGCAAAUACCCGGAAGAAAUGGAUUGGCGACCAGCUGAAGUUGUACCAAAAGGAGCUGCAGCGAGACGAAGUGGAAUUAGAGAUCGUUCCGGACGAAAAGACGCAGUGGAACUACGAAAUGCAAAUAUGUCUGGGUUUGGAAAGUUCCGUUGUGACGCACGGUUGUGAAUGCUAGGAGCAGGAGCAUGACGAGUUCCUGCACUGCCAGGUCGCUGUUGCCUAAUCGCUGUUGCUGAUGCCACAGCAAUUGUUGCGCUCUUCCAGAGGACCCAGACACAUUUCUCGCAGUGCAUAGCAAGACCGGGUACGCGAUUCUCGAGCAAUACGACGAGUACGUUGCGGCGUGCAAGGCCCACAAAGUACACGAUCCCCUGGUCCUUGUGCCGCUCGUAUCAAAUGCAAAAGUGUCUGGGUCUGGAACAUUCUAAACUUGUGAUGCUGUCGUCUCUAAGGGUUCUAAAAAAAGUUGCAUUGCAUGACCAGCAAGAGGAUUCCAUUUUGUGCCAUGCAGAGAGGGCAUCUCUGAUGCGGUAGAGGUAUCACAAAGCCCUCUAAAAAUCUGUGAUGCUUCGGCAUGCAUUACAGACACCAUGGCUCAUGGAAAAUAUGCAUGACAAGUCUCGAAAUCUUCCAGACCCAGACAUAUUUGCAUUUGAUAACUGGGCCUCAUGAUUAUCACGUUGAAAACAAGUCUCCUCUCAGAGAAGAAAAAAAUGGAAUAAAAAAGUGCAGGAAUGCGAUCCUGUUGUAAAGAAAAUUUAAAUUUGCAUGGCUUUUGGACCUCAGUCUGCUGCUGGCGCGGUUGUUCAUGCGAAUGCUGCGGCUCGCAAAUAUGAACUCGAUUCCGUUUUUGCAUGCGCACGAUUCUUGCCGAGUUGCUCGACGAGACACAUCAGUCUCGUUUUUUUUGAGCAGGAACUUUUUUCAAAGUGAUAUGCUCGGGUGGUUGCUUUGUGGACCCGGACUUUUUGUCCAACGCCGGCAUCAUUGAACCCAAGGUGACCUAUCCUAGCGAAGAAAUAAGUGACACCCGUGCCAGAAAAAAAUUGAAUUUGCUCUAUUCCUUGUGUCCCGAAAAGUUGAUCUACAACCGGAGCAUCAAGGGAUCUUGGUCAUUCACAUUGGAGAGAGUAAGUGAUGCGGACCAGCACGACAAAAUGCUGGGUGGGAGAUCGAAAAUUCAGCAUGCUGAACGGGCAAUAUAAGAUUUUGCUUUUGUGACACAUCCGCAUUUUUUCCUGAUACAUAUGGGUGUCGUUUUCUGUAGGAUAUAAGUGCCGCCAUGAAGAUGCAGGAAGACAAGAUCGAAGCCAUUACGUCUUAUGGCAACGGGAUCGAAAUGCAAGACACAUAUCAACUGGAAAUAAAAUGUACUCGUUCCAUGAUCUGCGGAGGGUAAGGACCAAUCACCAACGUUCUUGCUUCGAUGUCAUGCAGAACGAGCCGACAGCAGGGUUACGUAGGAAGACAUGAAAUAUAACUACGCAUGCAAACGCCUCCUGGAUUGAUGAUUACAUACCCUGUUCGUACGUGCAUGCAGAAUGCAGUGUGGUGCGAGUGUAUUUGUCCUUUUGAUAAGUUGUUGAAAACUUUGAUGCGUGCGGUCGCGACGUUCAACAAGUAUCCUGGGUAAAAACGUCCCACUCCAAAGUCGUCAAUGUCAUGGAGAUCUGCAUGCUCAACACGUUUCUCAUGCGAAGCGUCGUGACAGACGUUCUGUAGUUAUGUUUUGCAAUUUGUCAUGCUUGAAAUAGAACAAGCAAGUAGCUUGGAUGUCACGCUGUUGCGUCUUGACAUUUUCCGUCUCGACUCUGGGGUGGGCACGUUUUUUCUCAGGAUAGAAGCAUGUCCGUGCUGUCCCCCUCCGUGCUCAAGCAACUGGAGAAUACGAGAACGGCCGAGGACAUCGUGUCGAAAGCGGCGAGCUUGAACACGCUGGGCUUCAGCUUCGGUAAAAUCCACGGCAUCAAACUCUCCAAAUCGUGGUGGAAAAAGGAAUGGGAUUUGUUUGUGCGAAAGAAAAGUGCACAGGAGAACAAGGAUCCAGAGGAGUACCCGCCGAUGUACCUCACGCGGUACAGGUACGUCGAAAUGUAUGUGAAUUCUGCCCUGGCGCAAGGCUGGAUGAUGUUCAACGAGUAA
Amoebophrya sp. A120 is the source of this 7403-nucleotide messenger RNA. Lineage: Eukaryota; Dinophyceae; Syndiniales; Amoebophryaceae. The record is from the annotation of a GenBank genome assembly.